This is a messenger RNA of Magnolia sinica, 3014 nucleotides long. RefSeq lists its product as uncharacterized. Lineage: Eukaryota; Viridiplantae; Streptophyta; Magnoliopsida; Magnoliales; Magnoliaceae. The coding region runs from base 1774 to 2436 and encodes 220 amino acids. The transcript has 15 exons. The record is from RefSeq and is a predicted model, not a curated record.
AAAAUAAAAUAAUAUUCCUACGAAGCCAAACAGUGUACGGCCAUUGUCUGAUUAAAAACUCCCCUUCCAUACCCUAUUCUCUCCCUCUAUCCUUUUUUCUUCUCAUUUGGUUAGAAAUCGAUAUCCUCUCUAAUUUUUCUUCUCAUUUCUUCCGGCCAAGGUCCGCCAGCCUCCUACCUAGCCCCUUUCAAAACCCCCAUCUCCUUCCAAAACCUCAAACUCAUCCCUGUCAAAACCCCUAUCAUCGUCCACACCAAGCCCCUUUGAAAACCCUAAACCCCUAUAGAUCGAAACCCAUCAAUUUUUCAUAUGAAACCUUCUGAUCUGGCAAUGCUCCCCUCCGACACCAUCGAUCUUCGUCAUCUUCUUUGUUUACCGAUCGAUCUACAAAGGUAAACCAUAUGGGCUUAUGCAGUGCACAAACGAUCUGCCGAGGAGAUAUUGCGGUGCGUGUUUAUAAGAUGUUGUGGGUCGGAUUCCUACGUGCUGUAAUGGAAAACAAGGUGGGAGAGUUGUUGGACCAAGUUACAAUUUGAGAAACUAAAAAGGGGAGUGGUGGAGGCCUAUCCUUCUUAGAUGGCUCUGAUCAAAAUGAAGAACAAAAACUAGGUGUAGCAGAAAACAUUGAUGGUGAAGAACAUGUUGAUGGUGAUAAUGGACAGCCUGUUGAGGAAAAUGUCGAAGUAGACUACUCGAAUCUUACUGGGAGACAGAAGAAACUGUUUGAAUUGACAUUGAAGAUGGAAACUCUCUUCCAACCCAUAAAAUUAGUAGUAUCAUUAUGUGAAGUUAACAUGACUCGUGUCAUUUCCUUUUACCUUAAAAUAGUAGUAUCACUAUGUGAAGUUUAAUAUGACUAUUUCUCGCCAUGGUUCUCUACUUGCAGAAUGAGGCAAGAAAGACCAACCAAAUUACAAUGCUGGCAGAUAAAAAUGAAUAGAAGCUCCUCCUAAGUCAAGAGGUGUUUCCAAAUAGAAAUGGAUUGAAGAGAAGAAAAAGAAAAUUCGAAAACUGCUUGAUGCAAAUGGGUUGGAUAUGAGUAAGGCAUACAUGCUUGAUACAUAGGAGACAGCAUGGUCAAAAUAUAAAAAAUGGGAUAAGGAUCCUGCCCCGUUUGGCUGGGAUGGGGAACUGAUAUGAGCAGUCCACAUGGCAUACAUGUUGGCCUGUUAGACCGUCUUGUCAUUAUACGGAGAGAAACUUAUGGUCCGGCUGACAUGAUACAGUAUGGGAUCGUAUACCAGCUUGGCAUUGCCAAUAAAAGCACCAGCAUUGCCGUCUAUUUGCUGUCUUGGAUCUAUGUGGUUGUGGCUGUUGCUAUUUAUCUGGUAAUCAUGCAUGCUCAUGACAAGUACGCUGCGAAGGAGCACAUUUACUACCGGGUAGUUAAAUUGUUCGUCAUCUACCUCAGGACACUGGUGGUCAUCAUAUUGCUGAGAUUCACCAGGUGAUGAUGUGGUUAUUUCAAACACACGGCUUUAUGACAUUUUUUUCAAGCAGAGAUGCUCCUUGGUGUUGCUGGCCAAAUGGUCACUUACAGAACAACCAGUUCACUGGAUCGGUUAUCUUCCUGGCUAAUCUCCCACUGUCUGAAUUCAGGCCUAUUUGUGUAAUGUCAGCUGUUUCAUUUACUUUGGGUUGGUAUCUGUAGAGUCUAUAUAGGGAUUUGGGCUGCACAAUUAAGCACAGGCCAAUUAUCAAUCAAGUACAGCAGGCAAAUCUGUAAUGUCAUCUGUUGUGGUUGCUUUGAGUGGGCUCCAAGAGUAAUGUAGAAUGUGGCUGUCCCAUUCAACAACUGUGAAAAAGGUGAUGAGAAGGCCACCAAGAAGAUUGAGAGGGACAAAUUCUUUGACUGGAUUUCCCUCGAAGCUGUUUUCAGAUGCAAGUAUUAUUCUUAUCGGAGAGAUUGGAGGGACCGCAGAAGAGGAUGCUGCAGCCGUAAUCAAGGAAAGUGGAACUCAGAAGCCUAUUGUUGCAUUUACUGCUGGUCUUACUGCAUCGCUCGCCUCAUGGGUCAUGCUGGAGGAGUUGAAGUCUUUGGAUGAAGACAGCUGGAAGUUUGUCAGGCCCCGCUCCAAAAUCCAUCUUGUUUCAAGACCUGGCCUUGCUCAAAUAUCGACUUGUAUGCUAAUUGCCUCGCAGUACUUCGUUAAUGUGGAUGAUACUGUUGCUCAAAAGAUUGUUGUUCACAAGAGUAGCCGAAGAGGGACACACUUUCGACGUGCCAGGCCUCGCCAAAAGCUUCGCUCAAUUUCACUCUCAUUGGAUGCGCUCCUGGAUUAUAAUGACAAGGAUAUUGAGGAAUCAACAUUUGAGGUAUCUCAAAAGGGCAAGAUAGGAAUAACAUUGAUUUCCCACUGGAUGGUCGCCUUCUCUGCAUCUAAGGUGAAUGAUGAUGCAGCUCAAAGAGCUAUCGACGUCAUGUUGGGAUGGUGAGUCAUGGAAACCCUCACAUUUAUGAUUAGUGUCAGAUAACAACAUGAGCAUCUGCAUCACUGUAUGUGAGAAGACCUGCCCAAAGAGAGCAUUAGCACAACAUUGGUUUCUUUCAUCAUUUUAUGUAUAAUUCAAAGAGCCUUUAGACAAUGUACAAUGGUAUAGGAAAAAAGUUGGUUUUGUUUGGUGAUCUUUUCCUGCUGUUGCCAUCUGACUGUAUGUUUUUCAAUUUUGAUUUUAGCAGAUGCAAUGGGGCUUGGAAAGAUUGUAAUGACGAUUGCAUUAAUACUUGGAAAACCAGUUAGGGAGAGUCCAGAUGACCAACAAGUUGAAGAACAAAAUCAGGAUUUUGACAACAAGAAAACAAAGAAUGGUCAGAAAGAUCCUCAAACCAAAAGCCUGCCCAUAGUUAAAGGAGGAACUCUUGUUGUCUGUCCAAUGGCAUUGUUAGGCCAGUGGAAGGUAAGAUUUCAUUUCAUUCCAUAAAGUGUUUACCUCUAAUCCUGUAGUUAAAGUUGGCAUUCUUUUAAUGAUGCAAUUGAAUGAAAAUUUAAAAUAGUGCAUUGUUGUCUGUCCAA